Molecule: messenger RNA, 1581 nt
Organism: Psammomys obesus (fat sand rat)
Lineage: Eukaryota; Metazoa; Chordata; Mammalia; Rodentia; Muridae
Gene: Tmem125
Product: transmembrane protein 125
Exons: 3
Coding region: 388-1038 (216 amino acids)
Source: RefSeq, a predicted model, not a curated record
UGACAGGUUAGGCAGGUGAAUCGCCUCCCGGAAACCGAGCUAGAGCGCCCCACCUUGGGGGGCCUGCCUGCCUGCUCAAAUCGGAUUCAGCGCAGCCGGGCUUCUCGACCCAGCAGUGACAGCUGAGGCCAUGUGAGUUUGGUCCUGAAUGAGGCUUUAUCUCCGACUGUUCGUUCCAUCGUCCACCGUGACACCAGCUCCCUCCGACAGCCUGUUCCAGGCGGCUGAGACAGCCAGAGCAAGAGAGGUGAGGGCAACCAUAGCCAGGAUUGAGAAGAGGACACCGGGCCUCCAGCUGCCAACCAGGUGAUGGGGACACAGGGCCACCAUGAAUGCCCUCUGGGCCCUGACGUUCAUCUUCUCUCCUGACCCUGCCUGAGCCAAGCCAUGUCCCAACAAGCCUCAGUGGGCAGGGGGCUGCCCCCAGAUGUGCUGGCAGAGCAGGUGGAGCUGUGGUGGUCCCAGCAGCCCCGGCGCUCCUUGCUCUGUUUCUCCGUGGCCGUGGGCCUUGUGGCUGGCUGUGGGGCGGGCGGCGUGGCCCUCCUGUCCUCCACCAGCAGCCGCUCCGGCGAAUGGCGACUAGCGGUGGGCACCGUGCUCUGCCUGCUGGCCCUGAUGGUUCUGGUGAAGCAGCUGAUGAGCUCUGCCGUGCAGGAUAUGAACUGCAUCCGCCAGGCCCAGCAUGUGGCCUUGCUGCGCAGCGGCGGAGGGGCCGAUGCCGUUGUGGUACUGCUCAGUGGUUUUGUGCUGCUGGUCACUGGCCUGACCCUGGCUGGGCUGGCUGCUGCCCCAGCCCCAGCUCGGCCACUGGCUGCCAUGCUGUCUGUGGGCAUUACCCUGGCUUCCUUGGGCUCAGUCUUGCUGCUGGGUUUGCUACUGUAUCAGGUGGGUGUGAGUGGACACUGCCCCCCAAUCUGUACAGAUGCAGCCACCACCCAAAAUGAGCACGGUGGUAACAGCAGCAUCUUUAGCAUCUCCGGACAGCUGUCCUCUGGCCAGCGUCAUGAGACCACCUCCAGCAUUGCCAGCCUCAUCUGACGGAGAUGGAGUCCUUCUUCCCAGGAACUGCCUCAGUGUCCCCAGAACUUGUCUCAGGACAUGCACAGGUGCAUGCAUGUAUGUGUGCCCCCUGCCAUGGCAUGGCAUAACAUGUGAUUAGGAGCUCAUGUGUACCCAUACAUCCACACCAUGAGAAGGUGAGUGAUGCCUCCUUGGGGCUGUUUGUGCCUUAUGGACUGUCGUGCUCGCUGCCUGGUUCUGGAGUCUCUAAGCGACAUUCAUCUGGAAUCCCUGAAGACUUGACCCAUAUUUCUGAGACUCUACAGCUCCAGCCUCGCCCUAUGACAUCAUCAAGGGUCUCCAUGGAAGUGACUGUUGCCUCUCCGUGACUACACCAGUAAUUGCUCUUCAGAAAGAGUGACAUGGGAAAUGGCUUCCUGAUGAGAUGGACCUGGACAGGAAACACCUUUGACCUUGUAACCUAGCACCCGGGGCCUGGGUGAGGUAACUCAGCCUCUUCUGCUUUAGUUUCUUAGAACGGUGUUGCCAUUGAUUCUUAGGAUUAAAUGCCACCUGAGGGGA